Molecule: messenger RNA, 440 nt
Organism: Penaeus chinensis
Lineage: Eukaryota; Metazoa; Arthropoda; Malacostraca; Decapoda; Penaeidae
Product: histone H2A
Exons: 1
Coding region: 20-391 (123 amino acids)
Cellular component (GO): nucleosome
Molecular function (GO): DNA binding; protein heterodimerization activity; structural constituent of chromatin
Source: RefSeq, a predicted model, not a curated record
UACCUAACAAGCAAGCAUCAUGUCUGGUCGUGGUAAGGGUGGUAAGGUAAAGGGCAAGUCAAAGUCCCGCUCCAGCAGGGCUGGCCUUCAGUUCCCUGUGGGCAGAAUUCACCGCCUUCUGCGUAAGGGAAACUACGCUGAGCGUGUGGGAGCAGGUGCCCCUGUGUACCUGGCUGCCGUCAUGGAAUACCUGGCCGCUGAGGUCCUGGAAUUGGCAGGUAACGCCGCUCGUGACAACAAGAAGACCCGUAUCAUCCCCCGUCACUUGCAGCUUGCCAUCCGUAACGAUGAAGAGCUCAACAAGCUGUUGUCUGGCGUCACCAUUGCCCAGGGUGGUGUUCUGCCUAACAUCCAGGCUGUGCUCCUCCCCAAGAAGACCGAGAAGAAGUAAACACUCUUCUUGGUUCUCCCAUCUCAACAUCGGCUCCUUUAGGAGCCAC